Molecule: messenger RNA, 1349 nt
Organism: Scleropages formosus (Asian bonytongue)
Lineage: Eukaryota; Metazoa; Chordata; Actinopteri; Osteoglossiformes; Osteoglossidae
Exons: 6
Coding region: 43-1053 (336 amino acids)
Biological process (GO): response to bacterium
Source: RefSeq, a predicted model, not a curated record
AAGACAAGGUAUAUCACAACAGAGAAAAUCCUGUAUGAAGAAAUGACUACUCUAGGUGCAGCACUGGCCUUGCUGUUUCAUGCUGGUUUUGCUACGCUCACGCAGAGUGAUGUGGUGAAGACCUUCCAACUUGGAGACAAUGUCACUCUAACGUGUACUGCAUCUCUGGGAGCAGGCAACUACUUCUACUGGUUCAAGCAGCUGGUGGGGCACCCUCCUCAGUGCAUACUAUCUCUCUAUGCUCAAUCAAAUGACCCUGUGUUCUACGGGGAAUUCGAGAAAGAUCGUCGCUUUAUUCUGCAAAAAAACCGGACCAGCGUGGUGCUCACAAUUUUAAAUGCAAAAACCACCGACGCAGGACACUAUUACUGCUGCACACGGAGCUAUGAGCACAUAUUCUUUGCGAAAGGUGUCUUCCUGAUAUAUGAAGGCAUAUAUUCCAGAAAAAGAAAUUUCAUUCAGCAGCCUGUGUCAGACCCAGUGCGUCCAGGAGACUCGGUGACUCUGCAGUGUACAGUAGACGGUGAGACGUGUGCAGGAGAACACAGUGUUUACUGGUUCAGACACGGCUCGGGAGAAUCCCUUCCGGGACUCAUUUACACCCAUGGAAACAGGAGCGAUGAGUGUGAGAAGAGCCCUGAGGCUGGGUCUCCUACACACGGCUGUGUCUACAGCCUCCCCAAGAGGAACCUCAGCCGCUCUGAUGCUGGGAUUUACUACUGUGCUGUGGCCACGUGUGGGGAUAUGUUGUUUAGAGAUGGGACAGCGGUGGAGUUUCCAGGUUCAGACCAAGAAAACAAUAUUAAUCCUUUAGUCUUUGUUCUGGUGGCGUCUAACAUCUUAUGUGUUCUCAUAAUUGUUGUCUGCCUGAAAAUGACAAGAACUAAAGAUAUAGGACAUCAAUUACCUUCUCUGCCAAGUACAAAGACCCAGGAGCAGCAGCAGAUCAACUACGCUGAGUGCAGUUUCCCAAAGAGGAAGCUCCACACUGGGGCAAAUCGGGAACAGAUUGAAACCCACGUCCUCUAUUCUGCUAUUAGAUACAAAGAAUAGGACUAAAAACUAAACUUACAAAAUCCAGCUUCCAAACCUGUUGAAUUCAAAGCCUUGCAAAACUGUAAUAAUAAAAGGCAUUUACUACACCUGGCAAAAAAAUUCAGAUUAAUAGAAUUCAUCUUUUUCGUGAAAAUUAAUAGAAUUUUUCCAGAUGAAUACUUUGGUGCCUUUCGACGAAAAUCGGGGGUUAGGUAUGAAUUUAUUGCGUCGGAAAAAAUACUUGUUCUCGUUGAAUUUAUUUGUCAGUUAAGGUAUUUUUUGAGCUUGAACCAAUUUUGGUUUGUGAUUUCAAA